AGAGGGCGAGCUGGUCCCUGUGGCCGCCAUUAAAGCGAAGGGAAAACCCGUGAAUUCGGAUUAAAGGGGGAAAAACACCGCCCGCCGGGCCCACAAAAUGGGGGAGACUACGGCGUCCGGGCGGUGAGGCGGCCGGAGGGAGACGCCAGGCGGGCCGGGCCCGGCGACGACGCGAGGACACGGGCGGGGAAUGGACUGAGCCCGCCGCCGCCGCCGCCGCCGCCGCCGCCGCUGAGGAGACUCCGGGCUUGAGGACGUCGCCGCCGCCGGGCCGGGGGCCCCGGGCUGCCCCGCCGCUCCUCGGCCUUCCCGCCCCUCGGCGGGCGCCCCCGCGCCGGGCCGGAGCGUCCGGGGCGUCCGGGCUCGGGCCGCCGAGCCCCGGGCUGGGGCCAUUGAUCGCGUAACCGACUGUUUUUUGUUGUUGUUGUUGUUUUGUUUUUUUUAGUCUCUCUCCGGUGGAAGGGACGCACCUCCCUUCCCCUCGGCCCCCGGAGAGGGACGCGCGUCCCCGGGCCCCGCGGCCCCGGCGGCCGGCCGAGCGCGGCGCGGCCCUCCCCGCCUGCGGCCUCGGCCCCGGGCGGCUGGGUGCCUCCGGGCGGCGGGGGCCGCGGCGGCGCCGGGGGGCGGCGGGGAGGGCGGGCGGCCCGGCGGCCUCCUCCCCACCGCCCCCCGCCCUCCCCGGUGUCUGUGUUUCUCUCUCUCUGGUCGGAGGCGGCGGUAAUGGCGGAUGGUGGGUUGUGGCGCCGGCGGCGGCUGCUGUGAGGGACGAUGAGUUCCUCCUUCGUGUCGAACGGGGCCAGCCUGGAAGAUUGUCACUGUAACCUCUUCUGCCUGGCCGACUUGACAGGAAUUAAGUGGAAAAGAUAUGUAUGGCAAGGCCCAACUUCUGCCCCUAUUCUGUUUCCGGUGACAGAAGAAGACCCCAUUUUGAGCAGUUUUAGUCGCUGCCUUAAGGCAGAUGUACUUGGUGUUUGGCGGCGCGAUCAAAGACCUGGGAGAAGAGAAUUGUGGAUAUUUUGGUGGGGUAAAGAUCCCAAUUUUGCUGACCUUAUUCACCAUGACUUAUCAGAAGAGGAAGAUGGAGUGUGGGAGAAUGGCCUUUCCUAUGAAUGCCGCACUUUGCUUUUCAAAGCAGUUCACAAUCUCUUGGAGCGUUGUCUAAUGAACCGAAACUUUGUGCGAAUUGGCAAGUGGUUUGUGAAGCCGUAUGAGAAAGAUGAAAAACCUAUAAAUAAAAGUGAACACUUGUCCUGCUCUUUCACCUUUUUCUUGCAUGGAGACAGCAAUGUUUGUACCAGUGUGGAAAUUAACCAACAUCAACCUGUAUACCUUCUCAGUGAAGAGCAUGUCACCCUUGCUCAACAGUCUAACAGCCCAUUUCAAGUUAUCUUAAGUCCAUUUGGACUAAAUGGCACCCUCACGGGACAGGCAUUCAAGAUGUCUGAUUCAGCUACAAAAAAGUUAAUUGGUGAAUGGAAACAGUUUUAUCCUAUUUCAUGUGGUUUGAAGGAGAUGUCUGAAGAAAAACAGGAAGAUAUGGAUUGGGAAGAUGAUUCUUUGGCUGCAGUAGAAGUUCUUGUUGCGGGUGUCCGAAUGAUCUACCCAGCAUGCUUUGUUCUAGUCCCUCAGUCAGACAUUCCUACUCCUAGCUCUGUGGGAUCCUCUCACUGUUCAGCUUCGUGCUUGGGUGUCCAUCAAGUGCCUGCUUCCACAAGAGACCCUGCUAUGUCUUCAGUUACUCUAACCCCGCCCACAUCUCCUGAGGAAGUCCAGACAGUUGAUCCUCAGUCUGCCCAGAAGUGGGUCAAAUUUUCUUCAGUAUCUGAUGGCUUCAGCACUGACAGCACUAGCCAUCAUGGGGGGAAAAUACCCAGAAAAUUAGCAAAUCACGUGGUGGAUAGAGUCUGGCAAGAAUGCAACAUGAACAGAUUACAGAACAAGAGAAAGUAUUCUGCUACAUCCAGUGGCCUCUGUGAAGAAGAGACAGCUGAUAAAAUGGUAUGCUGGGACUUUGUUGAAGCCACACAAAGAACAAGUUGCAGUUGUUUGAGGCAUAAAAGUCUCAAAACAAGAAACACCGGGCAACAAGGACAGGCACCAUCUUUAGGGCAGCAACAGCAAGUACUUCCUAAGCACAAGACCAAUGAGAAGCAAGAAAAGAGUGAAAAGCCACAAAAACGCCCCUUGACUCCUUUUCACCAUCGUGUAUCGAUUAGUGAGGAUAUUGGCAUGGACACAGAUUCGGCCAGCCAAAGACUUGUGAUCUCUGCUGCAGACAGUCAAGUGAGGUUUUCAAACAUCCGAACUAAUGAUGUAGCAAAGACUCCUCAGAUGCACGGCACUGAGCUGGCAAAUUCACCUCAGCCUCCCCCACUUAGUCCUCAUCCAUGUGAUGUGGUUGAUGAAGGAGUGACUAAAACACCUUCAACUCCUCAGAGUCAACAUUUUUAUCAGAUGCCAACACCGGAUCCCUUGGUUCCUACCAAACCAAUGGAAGAUAGGAUAGACAGUUUGUCCCAGUCGUUCCCACCUCCAUUUCAGGAAGCUGUAGAACCUACUGUGUAUGUUGGUGCAGCAGUAAGCUUGGAAGAAGACGAAGCUAAUGUAGCCUGGAAGUAUUACAAAGUCCCAAAGAAAAAAGAUGUAGAGUUUUUACCACCUCAGCUUCCAAAUGAUAAAUUCAAGGAUGACCCGGUUGGACCUUUUGCACAGGAAAGUGUAACAUCAGUUACUGAGUUAAUGGUGCAGUGUAAGAAACCUUUAAAAGUUUCUGAUGAAAUAGUCCAGCAAUAUAAAAUUAAAAAUCAGUAUCUUUCAGCAAUAGCAUCUGAUGCAGAACAAGAACCUAAAAUUGAUCCAUAUGCAUUUGUUGAAGGAGAUGAGGAAUUCAUUUUUACUGAUAAAAAAGAUAGGCAAAAUAGCGAGAGAGAAGCUGGGAAGAAACACAAGGUGGAAGAUGGGACAUCUACUGUUACAGUGUUAGCACACGAAGAAGAUGCUAUGUCAUUAUUUAGUCCCUCUAAGCAAGAUGCUCCACGUCCUACUAAUCAUGCCCGUCCUCCAUCAACCAGUUUGAUAUAUGACUCAGAUCUGGCUGUCUCUUACACUGACCUUGAUAACCUCUUCAAUUCUGAUGAAGAUGAAUUAACACCUGGAUCUAAGAAAUCAGCAAGUGGAUCAGAUGAUAAAGCCAGCUCCAAAGAAUCAAAGACAGGAAGCCUGGAUCCGUUGUCUUGCAUAAGCACAGCAGAUCUUCAUAAGAUGUAUCCCACACCACCAUCAUUGGAACAACACAUCAUGGGGUUUUCUCCAAUGAAUAUGAAUAGCAAAGAAUAUGGUAGUAUGGACACGGCACCUGGAGCAACUGUCCUGGAAGGAAACACUUCUAGUUUAGGAGCUCAGUUCAGGAUUGAGGUUGAGGAGGGCUUCUGUAGCCCCAAACCUUCAGAAAUUAAAGAUUUUUCUUAUGUCUAUAAGUCUGAAAAUUGUCAAGUUCUAGUAGGAUGUUCCAUGUUUGCACCUUUAAAAACUCUACCAAGCCAUUAUCUGCCUCCUAUCAAAUUGCCAGAAGAGUGUAUUUACCGGCAGAGCUGGACUGUUGGAAAAUUGGACUUGCUUCCUUCAGGCCCUUCAAUGCCAUUCAUCAAAGAAGGCGAUGGAAGUAAUAUUGAUCAAGAUUAUGGCCCUGCCUACACACCUCAAACUCAUACUUCUUUUGGGAUGCCUCCGAGCAGCGCACCUCCUAGUAAUGGUGGCGGGGGAAUUCUUCCUUCUCCAUCCACCCCUAGGUUUCCAACUCCAAGGACUCCAAGGACUCCUAGGACUCCUCGUGGAGCUGGUGGACCUGCUAGUGCUCAAGGCUCAGUCAAGUAUGAGAAUUCAGACUUGUAUUCACCAGCUUCCACCCCAUCUACAUGCAGACCCCUCAAUUCUGUUGAGCCUGCAACUGUCCCUUCCAUCCCUGAAGCGCACAGUCUUUAUGUAAACCUCAUCCUUUCAGAAUCCGUAAUGAAUCUGUUUAAAGACUGUAAUUUUGACAGUUGCUGUAUUUGUGUUUGCAACAUGAAUAUCAAGGGUGCCGAUGUUGGAGUUUACAUUCCAGAUCCAACGCAGGAAGCACAGUAUCGAUGUACCUGUGGCUUCAGUGCUGUCAUGAACCGAAAAUUUGGAAAUAAUUCAGGAUUAUUUCUUGAAGAUGAACUUGAUAUCAUAGGACGUAACACAGACUGUGGCAAAGAAGCAGAAAAACGUUUUGAAGCUCUCAGGGCUUCCUCUGCAGAUAAUGUUAAUGGAGGCCUAAAGGAAUCGGAAAAGGUGCCUGAAGAGUUGAUAUUACUGCUACAAGAUCAAUGCACUAAUUUAUUUUCACCCUUUGGAGCAGCAGACCAAGAUCCUUUUCCCAAAGUGGGUAUAAGUAGCAAUUGGGUGCGUGUUGAGGAGCGGGACUGUUGUAGUGACUGCUGUCUCGCAUUAGAACAUGGCCGUCAGUUUAUGGAUAACAUGUCAGGAGGAAAGGUUGAUGAAGCACUUGUCAGGAGCUCAUGCUUACACCCAUGGGCCAAGCAAAAUGACCUGAGUGUGCAGUGUUCACAGGAUAUACUUCGAAUGCUCCUCUCUCUUCAGCCAGUCCUUCAAGAUGCUAUUCAGAAAAAGAGAACAGUGAGGCCUUGGGGAGUUCAGGGUCCUCUCACUUGGCAACAAUUUCAUAAAAUGGCUGGCCGAGGCUCUUAUGGAACUGAUGAAUCUCCAGAACCACUGCCAAUUCCCACGUUUUUGUUGGGUUAUGAUUAUGAUUUUCUGGUGCUUUCUCCAUUUGCUCUCCCUUAUUGGGAGAAACUUAUGCUGGAACCUUAUGGAUCUCAAAGAGAUAUAGCCUAUGUUGUACUCUGUCCAGAGAAUGAAGCUUUGUUAAAUGGAGCCAAAAGCUUUUUUAGAGAUCUUACUGCAAUAUAUGAGUCCUGUCGAUUGGGCCAACACAGACCUAUUUCUCGACUGUUGCCUGAUGGGAUCAUGAAAGUGGGAGCUACUGCAUCAAAGAAACUUUCAGAAAAGUUUGUAUCAGAAUGGUUUUCUCAGGCAGCUGAUGGUAACAAUGAAGCAUUUUCUAAAUUGAAGUUGUAUGCACAAGUCUGCAGAUAUGAUUUAGGUCCAUAUCUUGCUUCUCAGCCGUUGGACAGCUCUCUGCUCUCCCAGCCAAAUUUAGUUUCCCCUACAAAUCAGUCUUUGCUUACUGCACCUCAGAUGACAAAUCCUGGAAACGCUAAUACUCCAUCUGCUACCUUAGCAUCUGCGGCAAGUAGCACUAUGACAGUGACUUCAGGGGUUGCCAUAUCUACUUCAGUUGCCACAGCUAAUUCAACUUUGACCACAACUUCAUCUUCAUCAUCUUCCAAUAUGAGUAGUGGCGUGUCCUCAAGUAAACUGCCUUCGUUUCCACCCUUUGGCAGUAUGAACACUAGUGGUACAGGAUCCAUGUCUGCACAAGCAAGUACAGUUCAGAGUGGCCAGCUAGGAGGACAGCAGCCAUCCUCUCUGCAGGCAGCAGGAGCAUCAGGGGAAUCGGCCUCACUUCCCACUCAGCCGCAUCCUGACGUGUCUGAAAGCACAAUGGAUCGCGAUAAAGUGGGGAUUCCCACAGAUGGUGAUUCACAUGCAAUUACCUACCCACCCGCAAUUGUUGUUUAUAUAAUUGAUCCUUUUACAUAUGAAAAUAAAGAUGAGAGCACUAACUCUUCUACUAUAUGGACUUUGGGGCUACUUCGAUGCUUCCUGGAAAUGGUCCAGACUCUUCCUUCUCAUAUCAAGAGUACUGUUUCUGUACAGAUUGUUCCUUGUCAGUACCUGUUACAACCUGUGAAACAUGACGACAGACAAAUCUAUACCCAGCAUUUAAAAUCUUUGGCUUUUUCGGCCUUUACCCAGUGUCGGAGACCACUUCCAACAUCAACCAAUGUAAAAACACUGACUGGGUUUGGUCCAGGCUUAGCUAUGGAAACUGCCCUUAAAAGUCCUGAUAGACCAGAGUGUAUUCGACUUUAUACACCACCUUUUAUUCUGGCUCCUGUGAAGGACAAACAAACAGAGCUAGGAGAGACGUUUGGAGAAGCUGGACAGAAAUACAAUGUUCUUUUUGUGUGCUACUGUUUAUCACAUGAUCAAAGGUGGAUUCUUGCAUCCUGCACAGAUCUAUAUGGAGAACUUCUAGAAACAUGUAUCAUUAACAUCGAUGUUCCAAAUAGGGCCCGUCGGAAAAAGGGUUCUGCUAGAAGAGUUGGUCUGCAGAAACUUUGGGAGUGGUGCUUAGGACUUGUUCAGAUGAGUUCCUUACCAUGGAGAGUUGUGAUCGGUCGCCUGGGUAGGAUUGGACAUGGAGAAUUGAAAGACUGGAGCUGUUUGCUGAGUCGUCGAAACUUGCAGUCUCUAAGCAAAAGGCUCAAAGACAUGUGUAGGAUGUGUGGCAUAUCUGCUGCAGACUCUCCGAGCAUCCUCAGUGCUUGUUUGGUUGCAAUGGAGCCCCAGGGUUCUUUUGUUAUCAUGCCAGAUUCUGUGUCAACUGGUUCUGUUUUUGGAAGAAGCACCACCCUAAAUAUGCAGACGCCUCAGCUAAAUACCCCACAAGACACAUCAUGUACUCACAUCCUUGUGUUCCCUACUUCUGCUUCUGUGCAAGUAGCUUCAGCUACUUAUACCACUGAAAAUUUGGACUUAGCUUUCAAUCCCAACAAUGAUGGAGCAGAUGGAAUGGGUAUCUUUGAUUUGUUAGACACAGGAGAUGAUCUUGAUCCUGACAUCAUUAAUAUCCUUCCUGCAUCUCCAACUGCAUCUCCUGUACACUCUCCAGGCUCUCAUUACCCCCAUGGCGGUGAUGCUGGCAAGGGUCAGGGUACUGAUCGGCUACUCUCAACAGAAUCGCAUGAUGAAGUAACUAAUAUUCUUCAACAACCAUUGGCCCUUGGAUACUUCGUAUCAACUGCCAAAGCGGGUCCAUUACCUGACUGGUUCUGGUCAGCAUGUCCUCAAGCACAAUAUCAAUGCCCCCUUUUUCUUAAGGCCUCUUUGCACCUCCACGUGCCUUCAGUGCAAUCUGACGAGCUGCUUCACAGUAAACACUCCCACCCACUUGACUCAAAUCAGACUUCAGAUGUCCUCAGGUUUGUUUUGGAACAGUACAAUGCACUCUCGUGGCUAACCUGUGACCCUGCAAUCCAGGACAGACGCUCAUGUCUCCCAAUUCAUUUUGUGGUGCUGACUCAGUUAUAUAACUUUAUCAUGAAUAUGCUGUGAUCUUCGUUUGAUGGAAUUGCGCAAGGAAAGAACAGGAAGAAAGGAUAUUUUGCUUCAGGAUUAAGUUACAGUUCUCAGUGGAAGUCAUUUGUGAUGGGGUCUAAUUCUUAUUACUUCAACAAAUAUUGUUUUGACUUGGGGGGGUGGGGCUAUAACCCUAUUUUUCAUUGACUAUACUGAGCUCUUUAGGAUGAUGACUGAUUAUUCAAAACGUAUUAUAACAUUUUCGUAGCAAAAAUUAACCUUUUUUUUCCAGUCACAGUAUUUGUGAAAAGUAAUGAGCCAUAGUACCCAUUCAUGUUAAAGAAUAUUAAAAGCAUGGAGAGGAAACAUGAGGAACAAUGAAUUUCAACAUAUGGCUUUAGAACAUCAAGAUGUUCUUGUAUUGGAUAUAGUAUCUAGUAUUCAAAAAUGCCUGCAUCUCUUAUUUAUUGUAAGUUUUUAAAUGUAUAAAUUGUCUUAUAUUUCUUAACCUCUUUUAUAAAAAUUUUCCUAGAAGGUUUAUACUGCCUUCUUGCUUUAAAGCAAUUGGUCUAAAAUAUAUGUAAUCGUCUUAAUUAAAAAGUUGCAGUAGGGUUGCUUUUAGAGUAUUAUUUUUUUGUAAGGGGGUGGGUUGGACAGUAAAUUUGUAUUGUCUCAAUGUACAGUUUAACAGGGAUAGAGGGGAAAUAAUGUCCAUACCAUUGUGUGUGGAAGAUUUACAGCUAAGCUGUAGUUGCAGAGUACAUGUACAGUAAUGAAGUUCACUGUGUUUAUAAACUGAAAAGGUACUGGGUCUUACAGCAUUUUAUAUAUCACACCUUUACAGAAUAACAUGAUGGCAAUAUACAUACGUGAUAUUGUUAGGUGGAUUAACUUAGAAUAAAAUGAGAAUUCUUCAGUUAUAUUUUGUACUAUGGUUUAGGGCUAUGACUAAUAUUUCAGGCCAUUUCCAGUGAAAGAAACUUAGUUUUACAAGGAAAAAAAAAACAUUUGCUACUGAAUGCUUAAACUAAUUUUGGUGUUUAAUGUUACAUGCUUAAAUUUUUUUCAGUUUUCACAGUGGCACAUUUAGGCAUGGGGAUAUUACUAAUUAUGAAAUUUUUCUGCAGGAUCUGUUAGAAGGUUGAAAUUUAGCCCAGCUCUAGGCAUUUUACAAAUUAUUUUAAGAGCAGUCACUCUUGAUUAUUUUACUUUUUUUUAAAUUAAAGAUUGGGAACGUGUGUGAGUAUGGGUGUGCGUGCGUGUGAGAGAGAGAGAGAGAGAGAGAGAGGGAGAGCAUGAGAGCAAGAGAGAGAGUGCAAUCAAACUGUGGUGUAAAUAGAUCCUCAGUGAGUUCUGGUCUUCAGACUCUGUUCCACUAGUGAAAGAAGCAUUUUCUGAACUGUUUCCCUUUGACUUUUUUAUUUAUUGAAUUUUCUUGGUUUGGAGAUGGCAGUCCCAAACACCAGAGUCUGUACUUUUCUAUGACAGCUCAAAUUAAGGUAGGGCACAUGCCAAGGAGGUUCUCACCUCCCUAAAGAAGGGACUUGAAUUUUAGGGACUUUAAUUCACCCCUUCCUUCAAUACAGCUUCCCCCUUCUUAUUUGCACAUGCCAAGAUAACUGCUUCAUGCAGCUUUCCCCCUUGACAGAACCCUUCCCACAGUGCUGCUCUCAGGAGCCCCGCGAGUCUCCUGCCUGCAUUGCUGACUUGAAUUCACAGUCGCCGAGUCUACCUAUCUUUCUUGGAAGCAGUCUUUCAAAAUUCCUACUUGUAUAUUCAUUAUUGUUGACAAGGACAAAAUCAGUUGUAUUUACAAAACUCUAACUCAGUAUGUUUUUUUUUUUAAACUGAAACCUUUUUUGUAAAUAGUAUACAUUUAAUGUUGCUUAGCAUAAAAACACUUUCUUAAAAACAGUAUAUCUUCUUUAAAUUGGAUAUAUGAAACAUUACCAACUCUGAUUUUCUAUAGAGGAACACAAUUAGUAACAAGUUUUCAAAUUAUUCCUUCAACGUUAAUAGAACAAUCCAAAUGUUGAGCAUAUUUUGAUACUGAAUUAAAGAUCACAUCUCUGUUUUUAAAUUAUGCUAAUACCACCACAGAUUAUGUUGACAUAUUUUGUUCUGUAUUUUCUUGGCGGGGGGGGGGGUACUUAAGAUUUGAGGGAAAAGAUGCUUAUUUGGAAUUUCUAUUAAAAAACUAUCCUUGUUAUUUUCUUAGCUGAAUAAUGACUCAAGAAAAUAAAAGAUUAUAAUCUCGGUUUAAAAUUACUAAUAUAUGGUAACCACACUUCAGUUUGAAACAGAUUUAACAAGAUUAUUCCCUGACAGUUCCUUCUAUGUAACCAUAAGCAGGGACCCAACAUACAAUUUUUCUUACCUGGGAAUCAGGAACUAGUCCCAAAUAUACAGGAUUUAUUCAUGUGUUGUUUUUUUUUUUCUUUUCUUUUCCCUUUCCUUCAUUCAUCAGUUCUUGCUCAAAUAGGAAGUUACUAAAUAGCCAUUAGAAGAAGAAAUGAAGCCUUUUGUGCAGGAUGACAGAGCUAACUUAUUAAUGUACUGUCACAGACAAGCAUGGGUAAUUGUUUUAUUUGAGUAGGUAACCAAAAGUGUAUACUUUCUUCUGGCAAAUUCUCAACACUUUUCCUCAUUUCAGUGCUAAUGCCUGUUUUGUGUGCAGUUAUUCAUUAUGAAGCAGGUGAAAGUUCAGUAUUUUAGCAUUUUAAAAGAUUAGUUAUAUAAUGUCUGCUUCCAGCCAGUCUGAAACAUCUAGCCAUACCUUCCUUAUGCAAGCCAUUCAGUUAUCAGGACUGUGAAUUAACACUGUAUCAAUACAUUUCUGUACACCUUAUUGUUUGGCCAGAAGGCCACUAAGUGUACUUAUAUGUAAUCCUUAAAUUUUAAAAUAGCUUGUAAUUUUUAAAUAUUUCUAAACUUUUCUUAAACCACUAAAAUUAAGCUCUUACUACUUAGUCAAUUAUCCUCAGCUGUAUUCGUCCUCAAUUGUCAGUAUGGCACAGAUUACUGUAUUAAAAUACUCUUUCGUCUUCAUAUUUACCCUUUGAGGUAAUUUUUUUAACUUAAUGUGUUACUACAAAGAUUUGCAGAUCUUUAAUCAAGCACUAUGUUAAUUCUGUAAUAUCAAAAUAUUAUGUCGCAUUAUUCAAAAUGUUCAUCUUGAAUAGGUUCAAAGAAAGUCUUUAAAUGCUGUUGCAUCAUAGAAUCUGUUCCUACCCACUGUGGCAUUGCAUAUUAAUCUAUUGAGACAUUCAUUGUUGCUUGACUGACAUUUUGGUCCGACUUUCCUCUUAAUAUUUUAGUUUAAUUAAAAUUAAGAAAAAUGUGUAUAACAUUUUGAUUUUGUCCCAUUCUCCCCAGAUCAGUGGGAAAAUAUUACCUUUUGGUAUUUCUUAGUGUUUUCAUGGGCCCAGAACUAUGGUUUAAAAUUUUUAUAUAUGUAUUCUCAUUCUCAUAUUUUCUCUCUCUCUUUCUCUCUCUCUCUUUUGUGGAGUAUAAAUUUAAAAACUGGAUUUGGGACCUAAAAUACUCCUCAGGUUGAGAUAUUCUUGAAGUUUUAAAAUAGCUUUAGUUUUUAAAGUAAACUGGAUUUGUGGACCUUAAAGUUACUGAGUUUAAACUACAAAUUGUAACAUCAUUACUGGACAUGUCAGCAUCAACCCUCUCAGAAUAGCUUGGUCACUUUAUGAAGGGGCGUUUUUAAGUUGUUUAGCAGUGACAUUUAAUAUGGUCCAAUUGCUUUUCUUUUAACCGUGACAAAAAAAUUUUAAGAAAGAAUAAGGAACAAACACUAUUGCUGCCGAAUGCCAUAACACUGAGUUGUACAAAUUGUGAUUGAGGAAAUGAAAAAGUUUAUACUUUUUAAAAAAAAAAAACAAAAAACAAAACUUCAAAUGGAAUAAAUUAUUCAUGAAGCCUUCA
Meriones unguiculatus (Mongolian gerbil) is the source of this 11184-nucleotide messenger RNA. RefSeq names its product mediator complex subunit 13 (gene Med13). Gene Ontology annotation, biological process: regulation of transcription by RNA polymerase II. The coding region runs from base 769 to 7284 and encodes 2171 amino acids. Gene Ontology annotation, molecular function: transcription coregulator activity. The record is from RefSeq and is a predicted model, not a curated record. NCBI's taxonomy places the organism in Eukaryota, Metazoa, Chordata, Mammalia, Rodentia, Muridae. The transcript is spliced from 30 exons. Gene Ontology annotation, cellular component: mediator complex.